This is a messenger RNA of Lichtheimia ornata, 816 nucleotides long. RefSeq lists its product as uncharacterized. NCBI's taxonomy places the organism in Eukaryota, Fungi, Mucoromycota, Mucoromycetes, Mucorales, Lichtheimiaceae. Bases 1 to 816 code for a protein of 271 amino acids. Gene Ontology annotation, biological process: protein targeting to vacuole; proteasome-mediated ubiquitin-dependent protein catabolic process; negative regulation of gluconeogenesis. The record is from RefSeq and is a predicted model, not a curated record. The transcript is spliced from 5 exons. Gene Ontology annotation, cellular component: GID complex; extrinsic component of membrane.
AUGCCAUCCACCAAUACUUCUCGGCAGUCUUCAGUAUCAACAAGAGACUGCACUGUGUGCCCCACCAAUAAAUCCAAACGAUUUGCAACAAGAACGAUCGCCGAUACCAAUCAGACCAACGAUAACACCAACACAAGUACUCCCCAUGACUUGAACGACGAGGACGAUAAAACGAUGCGCAAGAAACGGUGCAUUACAUCACUGACAGCACGCAACGAAGAUGAGCUGUGGGUCGACAUUUCAAACAAGCGAUUGCCCAAUUCCCGUCUCGGUGCCCUCUACGCAGGAUCACGGUUUGUUGGUAUUCAAGAAUGCGGUAGCACGAGUUACGAAGUGGUUGUCGAUAUCCAGCAUGUUGAUUUGAAAGAAAGCACAUUGAGUGGAUACUUGAAUAUCAAAGGCCUUACAACCGAGUUCCCUGAGCUGACAACCUUCUUUCAAGGUGAAAUUGUGGGGCCGAAAUACUCGUUCCUGACUCGCAAAUGGCAAGCCUACCAAAAAAUUGAUUCAGCCCAUUGGGAACGGUUCCCAUCCUUCAAGCCCUAUGCUGAUGUCUUCAAUCAAGAUGGUUUUGUCUAUGAUCCGACCGAUAAGGAUUACGUUUAUAUGCGAUGGAAGGAACACUUUCUUGUACCAGAUCACCGUGUCAACAACAUUGAUGGUGCAAGCUUUGCAGGAUUUUAUUAUAUAUGCUACCGGCGAUCUACCAACGAGAUCUCUGGUUACUACUUUUACAGACACCAUUACGAAUUGUAUCAAGAAUUGAAAUUGAGCCAUGUUCAACAACGUUCUUUUGGCAACUUUGAAUUUCGCUGA